Molecule: messenger RNA, 797 nt
Organism: Solanum stenotomum
Lineage: Eukaryota; Viridiplantae; Streptophyta; Magnoliopsida; Solanales; Solanaceae
Exons: 4
Coding region: 1-402 (133 amino acids)
Source: RefSeq, a predicted model, not a curated record
AUGAUCGGGCAGGCAAAUGAAAUUUUGCAUCGGAAGCAGCUUCUUGUAAUCGUAAAAUUUUAUCGGAAUCGGGAAAGCAGUACUCUCGAAAUUCGAUUUUCUUGGAACGCAUGGGCAAAAGAUGUUGAUGGCCUAAACAACAAAGGCAAGAAAGUCUUGGAAGGAGAGGUAGUUGAGAAUGCAAAAGUAGAUGGAGAAGGAGUUGGCAGAAAAGGCAUUAGAUUCAUCAUGAAAGGAAAAGGGAAACAAGUUAUGAAUGAUCCCGAAGAUGAUAAAAGGAUUCCAACAUUGUCCCUUCAACAUGGUGCAGAUAUGGAAUAUGCUUGGUCCAACACUUCAAUGUAUCCAAUUGAGAAGGAAAAGGAGAAGGUAUAUCUGAAAUGUUUAGUAAAUAAUAUCUAAUUUUGGGUCUAAUCAUUUAUUUUUGUAUUGCAGGUUGAGUUAUUUGAGGCAAAAGCUUGUCUUGAACACAAAAUUGCAAAAAAAGGAGGCUAAGCUCGAGCAUAUUGAGUUGAGAAUUGCCAAAUCCGAGGCACAUCGUCAGCGGAUCAAGAAUCGUAUUGCUGAGCUGAAGUAGUGUCGCACAGAUUUAGAAUGACAUUUUUUUCAAGUAGUCAUUUGUAGCUAGACUGUAGCAUGGUUUUAAGAAUAGUUUCAGUAUAGUAGUAGUUUCGUUUGGUGAUAAAUUGGUUGUUUUCUUCUGUUGAUGAUUUGAUACCUAGUUUUCUAAGGGGUAUCGUACUGCAUGUCAGUUUUUAGAAAAGUGGGAGCUGUAAAUACAAGGCCUUUGCGGAUUG